Messenger RNA from Eruca vesicaria subsp. sativa (arugula), 1340 nucleotides. Lineage: Eukaryota; Viridiplantae; Streptophyta; Magnoliopsida; Brassicales; Brassicaceae. The record is from the annotation of a GenBank genome assembly.
AAUUAACUAAAAGUCCUUUUUAUCCAAACCAAAGGUCCCUUGCCUUCUUACACUUCAGAUCCAUCUCUCUGAGGUUUGUGUCCUUCUCCAAUCACUGUCUCCCCAUCCCCAAACUCUAUUUUCCACUUUCCUCAAAUUACCCUUUAUCUAUUUAAAAAUCAGGAAUCCCUAAUUUGAAUCGGGUUUUCGAUCAAUCGUGAGCAAAAACAUGGAUUCAGUCGCGACCGUGCCACUGAGCGAGCGCCCCGAGUGGUCAGACGUCGUUCCGUUGACUCAAGACGAUGGUCCGAACCCGGUUGUUCCGAUCGCGUACAAGGAAGACUUCCGCGAGACUAUGGAUUACUUCCGCGCGAUUUACAACGCCGACGAGCGUUCUCCACGAGCGCUGAGAUUAACGGAAGAAGCUCUCCGCUUAAACUCUGGCAACUACACUGUGUGGCACUUUAGGCGGUUAGUACUGGAGGAGCUUGAGCACGACUUGUAUGAAGAAAUGAAUUUUAUCGAAAGCAUUGCUGAGGAUAACUCUAAGAACUACCAGUUGUGGCAUCAUCGGCGAUGGGUUGCAGAUAAACUAGGUCCUGAGGUUGCAGGAAAGGAACUUGACUUUACUCGGAGGGUACUAUCACUUGAUGCCAAACAUUAUCAUGCUUGGUCACAUAGGCAGUGGGCACUACAAGCAUUAGGUGGAUGGGAAAAUGAGCUUGAUUACUGUCACGAGCUUCUUGAAGCUGACGUCUUUAACAAUUCUGCUUGGAAUCAGAGGUAUUACGUUAUUACUAGAUCUCCUUUCUUGGGAGGCUUAGAAGCCAUGAGAGAAUCUGAAGUAAGCUACACAGUCAAAGCCAUUUUAGCAAAUCCCGGGAACGAGAGCUCGUGGAGAUACCUGAAAGCUCUUUACAAAGACGGCACAAAGUCUUGGAUUAGUGAUCCAAGUGUUUCCUCAGUCUGUUUGAAAGUUCUCUCCCGCACGGACUGCUUCCAUGGGUUCGCUUUGAGCACUCUUUUGGAUCUUCUAUGCGAUGGGUUGAGACCAACCAACGAGCAUAGAGACUCGGUGAAAGCUCUAGCUGGUGAAGAGCCAGAGACUAACUUGGCCAAUUUGGUGUGUACCGUUCUUUGUCGUGUUGAUCCUAUAAGAGCUAACUAUUGGGCAUGGAGGAAGAGCAAGAUUACUGUGGCAAUAUAACCGUCCCUGUAUCACAGUGGAAACAGUUAUUUUCACGUUUUUCUCUACUGCUUUUUCAUGAAUCUUAUGAACAUGUUACCAUACACCAAAGCAAAUCUUAAUUUUCUUGGAUUCCCAUUUUUUCAAUCAAUGCAAAAUAUAAUGAAUCUCAACA